CGCAUUUAGCUAAACUGUCUCUCUUCAAUCCAUUUUCGACCCUAAUUCGGGUCUCCAGAGUUUUCCCCCGGACAGCGUAUCCUCUUGCGAAUACUCUGCGAGUUAAUCACGUCACCCCUCUCCUCAGACCACCUGCAAAGUACCCCGCCUACACCUUCGCAAACAUGGCUAUCAACUCCGCCCCCGAGAGCUCCCUCCUCUCGCUCCUCUACCGCUCAUACCCCGCAGCCAUCUCACCCGACGAGACCGAGCCUGAUCUUCUUGCGGUGAAUCCCAAGGUUUUUCCUGGUGUGACCUACAAUGCUUCCGAUGAAGCGGACAUCAAGCAAUGGCUGGCCACAACUUCUAGCCUCCAGAGCGCUCUCAGCAAAGACGACAAGUCUGCAGUUUCAGACAUCCUUGCUCAGAUCAACACCCAUCUCGCCACACGGACAACUCUCCUUGGAAACAAAGCAUCCGUUGCAGAUGUCGCAGCUUACGCCCUCCUUGCGCCCGUAGUCGAGAAAUGGUCUCCGGAAGAACGCACAGGAGAGAAAGGAUACCAUAACAUUGUCCGCCACGUUGACUUCGUCCAGAACAGCCGUGUCUUUUCGCUGCAGAUCCCCGAUGAGGAGAAGGUCAAGAUUGACGUGAACGACGUCCGAUUCGUACCCAAGCCCGUCGACCCCAAAGCCGAGAAGGAGCGCAAGAAGAAGGAAAAGGCUGCUGCUCAGGGCGCCGGGGCCGAGCAGACUGUUGUUGUUGGUCAAACCAAGCCCGAAAAGGCUGCCCCCGAUGCCGCCGCCGCCGGAAAGGCCGAGGGAAAGCCCAAGAAAGAGAAGAAAGAAAAGAAAGAGAAGCAGCCGAAGCCCGCUCCUGCUCCCGCAGCGCCUCCUUCCCCAUCUCUCAUCGACCUCCGUGUCGGUCAUAUUCUCCGUGCCGUCAACCACCCCAACGCUGACUCACUUUACGUCUCCACCAUCGACUGUGGUGAUGCUCCUGGCUCAGACAACACAUCUGUGGAUGAGGAGACUGGAAAGACCGUUCGUACAGUAUGCUCUGGCUUGAAUGGCCUGGUUCCCUUAGAGGAGAUGCAGGGCCGCAAGAUUGUCGCUGUCUGUAACCUCAAGCCCGUUACCAUGCGUGGCAUCAAGUCCGCUGCCAUGGUCCUGGCUGCUUCCCCCCGUGUCGCUGAGGGCGAGGACUCUCACGCUGGCCCCGUUGAGCUUGUUACUCCUCCCGCAGAUGCCCCUGCCGGCGACAGGAUAUACUUCGAGGGCUGGAACGACGGCGAGCCUGAAAAAGUACUCAACCCCAAGAAGAAGGUCUGGGAGACUUUCCAGCCUGGUUUCACUACAACGGAUUCUCUGGAGGUUGCGUUUGACAGCAGCGCCGUCCCUGUUGCUCAAAGCCAGCAGGGCAAGCCUGCGCUGGGUAAGCUGGUCGCUAAGUCGGGUGGUGUAUGCACAGUCAAGACUCUGAAGGGUGCUACUGUACGGUAAAUCCGAUGUAACAGUAG
Molecule: messenger RNA, 1498 nt
Organism: Aspergillus nidulans FGSC A4
Lineage: Eukaryota; Fungi; Ascomycota; Eurotiomycetes; Eurotiales; Aspergillaceae
Product: putative cofactor for methionyl- and glutamyl-tRNA synthetases
Exons: 1
Coding region: 165-1481 (438 amino acids)
Cellular component (GO): protein-containing complex
Molecular function (GO): tRNA binding; RNA binding
Source: RefSeq, a predicted model, not a curated record